Striga hermonthica is the source of this 1926-nucleotide messenger RNA. The record is from the annotation of a GenBank genome assembly. NCBI's taxonomy places the organism in Eukaryota, Viridiplantae, Streptophyta, Magnoliopsida, Lamiales, Orobanchaceae.
AUGGCUACUUUAAAGGACGGGGCCCUCCUGAAGCUUCUAGACGACAUGAAAUCAGACGCGGACGACGCCGUUUUGGUCGACGACCCGCCGAAGCCCGUCUUGCUGCAGAUCAGGAGCAUCAUCCCCGUUCUCGAAGAAGGCGACCUGUGGCCCAACAGGGGAUUUUUCCUCAAAGUCGCCGAUUCAACCCAUGCACUGUACGUCUCCUUGUCCGAAGAGCAAAACGAGAUGAUUUUGGGUAACAAAUUGAAACUGGGUCAGUACAUUUACGUCCAGAGAUUAAGAAAAUCUCAUCCCGUCCCCUUGCUGAAAGGGGUGUCCCCAAUUCCCGGGCGACGGGCCUGUGAAGGCUCCCCGGAAGAUAUCAUCUUGUCCGGGGAUUUCUCCUCGAAGGUUCUAGAAGCUUCCCCAGUCGAAUCGGAGGUUGAGAAAGGCGUGAUCUUGGAGAAAACGGUUUCGAGAAACCCGUCUUCUUCGAGAAUAAAGGCACGUGGGGGGGCAUCAGAUUCGGAGUCCUCCGGUAAGAAAAAAGAGGGGUUGAAAUGCCGUUCCUCGAGCGCAUCUAAGUCCCGUCCGGGAGAUAUUGCUUCGGAUAAAUAUGGUUUUUCGGCUGAUGAGUUUAAGAAAAUCGGGUUUAGUGAUGUGGGUUUGUGGCCUAGAAGCAGGGCGAGCUCUGUUGAUAACGAUAGUGAUGGGGACAGCGUGAUUUCUUCGUGUUCGUCUCAUGUUUCGAAGAGAAGGAGCUGGCUAGAAUCCGAGAUUCUGGGAGUCAAGGAGAUUUUCGACUCGACUGUUGUCAGGCAUGAUAUCAAAUUUCCUCCGAGAAGCCGUAGUGCGAAUGUUUCUCCCGUUCGUUCGGUUAGGUACGACAGCUCUGAUGAUAACUUGAGCUCGGUAUCAAGAAGGAGAAGCAUCGGCUCGGCAAAGAGAGUGAUCAAGAGUUCGAACAAAAGCCAAGUGCCUGUUCCAAAGGUGGGUAAUAACUUGCAGAAUUUGAAUUCUUUGUGCGGGUUGGUUUGUGAAAGAAAGGGGGCAGAGAGUGGAAUAUUAUGGAGCUCUCUUCCAUCAAAUUUGGUGAAGCUUGGCAAGGAAGUGGUAAGGCAAAGAGACAAUGCCCUGCUUGCUGCUUCUGAUGCUCUGCAAGAGGCUUGUGCUUCAGAAAGAUUACUCAACUCCUUAAGCACAUUAUCUCAAUUUCCUCUAGCUGAAGGUGAAGAUCUCCAACCCCACGUCGAUCGGUUCUUCAAACUCCAGCACGAGCUGGCCCGCACAGCCCUCAUCAUGCAGUCCCUCACCACCAUAAGCCCAUUUGGGCCUGGCCCAGUACCCGACCCGUGCACCACGACCCAAACAAACUCAAUAAAGGACACGCUCGAUACAGCCCUCGAGCGCAAGAAGAAGGCCAUGACCUGGCUGAAAUCCGCCGUGGCCCUCGACCUCUCGACCGGUGGCACCCCGAAGAAAAGAAGCAGCCCUGCUGCGCCUUUGAAAUGCGUCGAAAGCUCGAAAUUCUGUUCUAAUUCGAAAAGCAUCGUGAAGAGGAGCCGAGUCUUGAAUCACCAUGACAGUCCACUUGUAUUAUUGGGCUCUGCUCGGGAGGACCAACCCGAGUGGGCGAGGGGCGGAAGUCUCGGGCUGUGUGCUGAGCUGGCGACGUGUUUGCAGGAAGAGUGUAGGAAGCUUUUCUUGGGGUACGUGGAGAGGUACUUGGAGGAAGUGGAGACGAGGAUUGGCUCGGAUGUUGAGGACAACGCUGAGGUGGCGGGCAUGAUGUAUAAGGUGAAGAUGGUUAGCGAUUGGCUGGAUUUGAUUGGGUCGGAGGGUGGUGGGGCCCACGAGAGGGUGAGGGCCAAGAUUUACGGGAUCUUGCUGAGUAAUGUCGAGAGGACGGCCGUGGCUUUUGAGCGCGCCAAAGGGACCUUUUGA